Penicillium brevicompactum is the source of this 2133-nucleotide messenger RNA. RefSeq names its product putative AAA family ATPase/60S ribosome export protein Rix7. The transcript has 4 exons. Gene Ontology annotation, molecular function: ATP hydrolysis activity; RNA binding; ATP binding. The record is from RefSeq and is a predicted model, not a curated record. Lineage: Eukaryota; Fungi; Ascomycota; Eurotiomycetes; Eurotiales; Aspergillaceae. Bases 1 to 2133 code for a protein of 710 amino acids. Gene Ontology annotation, biological process: ribosome biogenesis. Gene Ontology annotation, cellular component: nucleus.
AUGCCUGCUAGGAAGGGAGGCAGGCCAACGCUGAGCCAAGGCUUGGACCGCGAGGUCUACCAAGUCGUGCGCAAGAUCAUUGACGACCAAGGCGACAAUGGUCGCAUUCGCCUAUCGGUGCCCUCAAUCUACGAGACAAUCAAGAAAUCGAAUUCGAGCCUAAACCGGAAACCGAAGAGAUUGAUUGAAGACAGUUUGGAGCGGGUCUUGGAAGUGGUGAAGGCCGAUAUGGGCGAUGACGAUGAGGACUCGGUGGAGGGGGAUUUCGAAGGACUCGACGAGCCCCCCCGCGGCGGUAUGAUAUGCAACAUUUUUUGCAUGCGCUUGAGGGACCUCGUCGGCUCAUGGGCCACACCCAAAGCCAAAAAGGAACCGGCCGCGGCCCCAACUGCGUCGAAGAGAAGAAGAGACGGCGGAGAGUCUGCCUCUAAGCGGCGCAAGGCAGAACCCGCGGAUCGAUCGCCGCCUACACAUGUCAGUCUCGCCGAUCUGGGUGGUCUGGACGAUGUCGUGCAGGAACUUGGAGACUUGGUCAUUCUGCCCAUGACCCGGCCGCAGGUCUAUCUCUCGUCAAAUGUGCAGCCGCCGCGCGGUGUUCUACUACAUGGUCCGCCUGGUUGCGGUAAGACAUUGAUCGCAAACGCAUUUGCUGCGGAACUUGGCGUGCCUUUCAUCUCAAUUUCCGCACCUUCAGUGGUGUCAGGAAUGUCUGGUGAAUCCGAGAAAGCCUUGCGCGAGUACUUCGACGAAGCUAAGCGACUUGCCCCCUGUCUCAUCUUUAUUGAUGAGAUUGAUGCUAUCACACCCAAGCGCGAGAGCGCCCAGAGAGAAAUGGAGAAGCGAAUUGUUGCCCAGCUUCUGACUUGUAUGGACGAAAUCGCCCUCGAAAAAACCGACGGCAAGCCUGUUAUCGUCCUGGCUGCCACCAACCGCCCAGACAGUCUCGAUGCCGCCUUGCGCCGUGGUGGUCGUUUCGACAAGGAGAUCAACAUGACUGUGCCCUCAGAACCGGUCAGAGAGCAGAUUCUCGGAGCUCUUACCCGCAAAAUGCGUCUCGCAGAUGACAUCGACUUGAAGACACUGGCCAAGCGCACACCGGGCUUUGUCGGUGCGGAUUUGAACGAUCUCGUCUCAACGGCCGGCGCAGCAGCCAUCAAGCGGUAUCUCGACAUCCUCAAAAAUAACAGCGGAGAAGAAAUGGAAGUGGAAAUUGAAGGCGAGGCCGAUAUCAGCCCUAGGGUCCGUGAACUCCGCCGGCUCAUCAACCACGCCAAGGACACACCAAUGGGCGAAGAAACGGAAGUCGUCCUCGUUUCCAACGCCGACUUCUUCACAGCCCUUCCCAAAAUUCAACCAUCCUCCAAACGCGAAGGAUUUGCCACAAUCCCCGACACAACUUGGUCAGACAUCGGCGCGCUCGAUAUCUACGCCAACGUUGGCAUCACAGCCCCCACAGGUGUUCUCCUCUGGGGACCUCCUGGUUGUGGUAAAACACUUCUUGCCAAGGCAGUCGCCAACGAAUCCCGUGCGAACUUUAUCAGCGUCAAGGGACCCGAGCUUCUUAACAAGUUCGUUGGUGAAUCCGAGCGUGCUGUUCGACAAGUUUUCAUGCGUGCGCGCUCCUCCAUUCCCUGUGUCAUUUUCUUCGAUGAGCUAGAUGCUCUCGUCCCCCGUCGCGACGAUACCCUUUCCGAAGCAUCUGCCCGCGUCGUCAACACACUUCUUACGGAACUGGACGGUCUGGGUAGCUCCAGACAAGGCAUCUAUGUGAUUGCUGCCACGAACCGGCCUGACAUCAUUGACCCAGCGAUGCUGCGUCCCGGUCGUUUGGAAACCCUGCUGUUUGUCAACCUGCCUUCGCCCUUGGAGCGCGUGGAUAUCUUGCAAACGCUUGUGCGCAACUUGUCCAUUGAGUUUGGUGAAGAUCUGCGCCGACUCGCAGAGGAGUGUGAGGGCUUCAGUGGUGCCGAUUUGGGCAGUUUGCUGCGCCGGGCUGGUUACUCCGCCAUUAAGCGCAGAGACACGAUCAAAUUCGUGGACUUUGUUAAUGCAAAGUCGUUCAUCCGGCCUAGUGUUACUGACCUGAAGAAGUAUGAGAAACUGAGGAGGGACUGGAGCGGCGGUGUGGUCUGA